UCCUGGCCGGAGAGUAAAGCCGGCAAAGAAGAGUGUGAGGACUCGGAGGUAAACGAAGGGAGAGCUCCCCUUCUCCUCCUCCUUCGCCUCCUGCUCCAUGGUGCGCUUCCAGAGCGGAGGGGAAGGCGCCGCCGCUGAACCAGAGCGAUGGGAGCUGGCAGAGGGGCUCCACUCAGGGGCCCAGGAGGAGGAGGAAGAGGAGCAACAGGAGCCAUGCCUAGACCCCGACGUGGAGGCGGAGAGGGAGAAGGAGAAGGCGAAGGCGGGUGGCAGUGCCCAGGAGCCAGGAGGAAGCCUCGGCUGCCCUUCAUGCUGCUGCUGCCCCCGAGGGGGCUUCUCCUGGAGAGUCCCGCCUGGUGGGUGAGGAGGAAGGAAGGAAGGAAGGAAGGAAGGCAGCCCCUGGCUGUUGGAAUAAAGAAGAAACGUUCCUGCCCAGGUCUUGGACUGUUCUAUACCCUCCUGUCAGCCUUUCUUUUCUCUGUGGCUUCUUUAUUUCUGAAGAAAAUUGAAGAUUUACAUUCAGUGGAAGUCAGUGCCUUUAGAUGUAUUUUCCAAAUGAUGUUUGUUCUUCCUGGUUUAAUAUACUACAAAACAGGAUUUUUGGGACCAAAAGACAAACGAAUGUUUCUUUUUUUCCGAGGAUUGCUUGGUUCUGGUGCAAUGAUUCUUCUUUAUUAUGCUUUCCAAGUGAUGCCUCUCGCUGAUGCUACUGUCAUUACUUUCAGUAGUCCAGUUUUUACAUCAUUAUUUGCCUGGAUAUUUCUCAAGGAGAAAUAUAGUCUUUGGGAUCUUCUGUUCACCAUCUUUACAAUCACUGGAGUGGUUCUUAUUGCAAGACCACCUUUUCUGUUUGGAUCCAAAGUUUCGGGAAUUGAAGGAAGCUACACAGAUCAUAUCAAAGGGACAAUAGCAGCAGUUACAAGUGCAGUAGCUGCUGCUUCAACUUUUGUUAUACUAAGAAAGAUAGAGCAAAAGCCAUAUUGGCUCCUUCAAUACUUUACCUGCUACAAUUCAAGCAAAGAAGGACAGUGGGUGAUAAUCCCAUGAUGUCUGCCUACAGAACACACUGUCAGUGGAAUUUACUCUGCCUCCCCCAUACGGCCUCCUGAUCAUACUUCAAAAUCUGCUCUGGAGCCUCCUGAAUAGAUUGAAGAAAUGCAGUGUGAGGGAGGAUAGGGAGGAGGGAUCUCAUGUUGUGAGCAGACAUCUGGUUGUAUCCAUCUUUGAAUGGAACCCAGUGAAUUUAUGUGCAAGUGGUCAUUCUUCUCAAUGCAACUUUGUUUAAUACUAUGCAAAGUGUUCUUAAUAUGUGCUUAUUAUGCUAUGCAAUAAUAAUGCUGCGGUCCCCAUCUGGCCUCUGGAGAAUGCAAAAAGGAGCUGCAAAAAGUGGCUCCUUUUUGCGCCCUACAAGGGAUGCCAUAGUCAUGGUGGCACAGUUUUAUGAUGCCCCUUUGGGGCUGCAUCAUGUGGAUGCAGCACCGGAGGAGCGUCAUGAUGGUAUGCACCGUACAGACCAGCGUGCACCAAAAUGGCACCCUGGGGCAGGGUUAGGGUGUCCAGCAAGCAGACACUGCACCCUAACUCUUCCAACAGACAGGCACAAAGUGCCCGUCUGUAUUGGGCCUGAGUCUUCUUUUUUAAUCAGAAAGCUUGUUCUAUUGUCCUGUUGGUUGUAUACAUUUGAUUGUGUACUGUUUUAUAUUUAGGAAGACAGCAUAUAUAUUCAUAACUUGGUCAGUGAACCCAUAGAUCUUAUUAAAAAUGAACAGUAUUAUUAUAUUUUUAUUGCUCCUUACUGUUUCUUCAACUGCACUAACAUUUUCUAUUUAUGUGGUCCCAGACAAGUUACUAUAGCUAGGCUACCUGGGUGUAUUUGUCACCGCUUAAAAGAAUGGUGCAGAAGAUUUCAUCUGUCAGCAGCUGUAUUUAUAAAAGCAAACACACCCCACAACUUUGUUAUCAUGUCGUUUGCUGCUAAUGGUCCUGUGCCAUUUCUGUUUUAAUACUACAGAAAGAAUAUACUACGAGAACAUCAAAAUGAGAAACUUAGGCUGAAAACAGAUGGCCUUAAAGGGGUGGUGCCAUGCCGCUCCUUUGUGCGCUGGAUUGGCGCCAUGGCAACUGCACACCGCGGCCCCAAUCUGACCUUUUCCUGGUGCCGGGGAAAGGGCGCCCAUUUUGUGCCGAGGAAAGGGCAUCCCUUUCACCGCUGCCACAGCUCUUCUCCACUCCUACGUUGUGUGCGUCUGGUCACUGCACAUGAGUGUUCCCAUGCUACCCACAGGGCAGUGUGAGGCCAGAUUGGGGUUGGAGUUGAGGCGUGUGGCAUGCAUUCGCCACAGUCCCACACCAUCCCCAAGCAGGCUAUUAUUGCUGGUCUGUUUUGACCCUUAGUGAUUUCAUAUGUCAACAUCAAAUUUCCUUUUCUGCGCCUUAUUAGAAACUAGGAAGUAUUAGAACACUUUCUUUUGGGCUUUUGAAAGAAAAAUGCAGGCAGAGUGCAGCAAUGUAAAAAUUUUUACAGUUUGUCUCAUUAACGUCCUGUGAAUCUCACCAGCAUUUUUUUCCCUUUCUAGUUCUGAGUUAGGUAGCAAGAUUUACAACUAGCAUCUCACACUGACAUUUACACAUUUUAACACAUCAUUCCUAAUUCACAUAACUUUUCCCCAGUCACUAAAUCCUGUUUGUAUGUAUUUAUGCAUUUUACUCAUUUGCAUUUUAAAAUAUACACUUUUAUGUGUGCAAUAUUUCUUAGAAGUGCCCUGCAAGCCAGAAUGAAGUGCCUAUUUUCUCACCUGCAAAAAUACUACUUUUUUCAAGGCUGUUGAAUCCAGUUAUUUUUUCCUCAUCCCAAGAAGAAUUAGUAACUUCCAAAAGAAAUUGAGUAUGUCAUUAUACUUAAACAACUGCCACCUGCCUGAGAUCAGAACAAUUUACAGCGUAAAUUUACAGCGCUUUAUAAAGGUUAAUAAUAAUAAUAAUAAUAACAUGACUGUGGUUAACGUACAUAUAAUUAUGCAUAUGAAUUAAUUAAUCCAUUCAUAUUCAGGGAGCAAAAUCUAUUUUCUUGUGCAUGCCUUGGCCAUACAUUAGAAAGUUUGUAGUAGGAGUGUGCUGUGUUCAGAAACAGGAAAGUGUUGUUGGUUUAUAACAAUAAAUAUUUUCAUCUUAUGGUCUGGAGCCAGCAAAAUCAAAGCACUGGAACUUUGAGGAAGGACAAGCAUUGUCUCAAUCAGCCAGGCUCCCCAUGCUGCUACAUGACAAAUUUCCUCUGCCCCCCCCCCCAAAAAAAAUUCUGUACUGCAAUGCAGUGCAUGAGCUUAAACAAUGUAUUAGGAUCUCAUCAGCACCCCUUGUUUAAUGUGUCACAACCUCUUGUUUUCAUAGAUGCUAUUUCACAUUUGCUGUCUCCCAAUUCCAUGAGCUGUAAAGAAGUUCAGGAGCAGCAACUAGAAGUCCUAUUGUCUUUUGGAUGAGAAAGCACCAGAGACUGGCUGCCUUAUCUCAUUAAAAACAAACCAGCAACCAGGGAGAAGCAUGUUUAUUUUUCUGUCUCCGCAUGAUGUUGAAACACAUUCAUUCUUUUUCAGUCAUCAAAGCAUAGAAGUGAAUGGUAAAAACAGCCCUUUUACUGAACAGGUUUUUAUAGCUUGGCAAAAGGGACAAUUUUAUGACAUAUUUAUGACUAUCUCCCACAUUUUUACAGCUGGAAGAGAACGGAAGUGCUUCAGCAUCAUGCAGAGACUGAAAAGCAAACAUGCUUCUAUCCAUUUGCCUGACAGGUUUGUUUUUAAUGCAAUAAGGCUAUUAGAGUCUUUAGCAAUCUGUGCUUUAUUUGAAGAGGUGAACAAGCAGAGCAUAUUAGAAGCAACCAAAAGAAAAAAAAAUGGUUUUUUGUGGGUUUUUCGGGCUAUGUGGCCAUGUUCUAGAA
Messenger RNA from Sceloporus undulatus (fence lizard), 3931 nucleotides. It is a transcript of the gene SLC35G1, whose product is annotated as solute carrier family 35 member G1. Gene Ontology annotation, biological process: regulation of cytosolic calcium ion concentration; calcium ion export across plasma membrane. The coding region runs from base 148 to 1047 and encodes 299 amino acids. The record is from RefSeq and is a predicted model, not a curated record. NCBI's taxonomy places the organism in Eukaryota, Metazoa, Chordata, Lepidosauria, Squamata, Phrynosomatidae. Gene Ontology annotation, cellular component: endoplasmic reticulum membrane; plasma membrane. The transcript is spliced from 4 exons.